Molecule: messenger RNA, 1407 nt
Organism: Miscanthus lutarioriparius
Lineage: Eukaryota; Viridiplantae; Streptophyta; Magnoliopsida; Poales; Poaceae
Source: the annotation of a GenBank genome assembly
AUGGCUCGCCGGCGUAGACGCCCCUCCGGCCGGGGCGCUAAGGUGGCGGCGAAGCCUGCCGAAGACUCGCCGCCCGACACGGACCCGACAUCCUUGUCCUCUUUCCCUUCCGGUAGAUCCACCGACCCCGCCACCUCCCAGCACAAAUCCCCUCUCUCUGGGUUUCAACCGCACCAGGACGACGACGAUGAGGCUUGGACUCAAUCGGACAAGAGGGCCUUGAGGCGGAGGCUGCUGGACAUCAUCCACCGCUUCUACCUCGACGCCAUCUCGCGGUUGCCCCCAGUCGAGUUCAGGAGGACCACCGGCCUCACGCGGGGCCUCUUUGUCGGUGGCCACUGCUUCGGUCCACUCCACCCCGUCCACAACAUCGUCGUCAACUCCAUCUGGUACGCCGCCGCCUUUCCCGUCCGACGGCCCGCCGGCAGCGACGACGAAGAUGAGGCCAACGCACUGCUCAGCACCGACGGCAUCGCCCGUAUCUGCCACCGCUCUCUCGACGGGCUAGUGGCCGCCCUCCGCCACCUGUGCCCCUCACUCUCCAACGGUGAUGCUCUGUGGCGGCUCUUCUCCACUAGCGCUGACCUCACCGCUGCCGUCGCACUGGCAAACGGGGUCAGCAAAUCAAGCGCGCUGCGUGUCGUCGCGUCUCAGGGCCAUGCCGCUUUUCAUCUGGCUGCACUGGUUGCGCAACACCCCGAUCCCACAGCCUUUGCUCACUUCGCAUCAUCAGCGUUACCUUCUAUCAAUGGGCAACACAACAUUGUUCAGCUCUUGAUCAUGAAGCAUAUGCUCGCAUCUCGGCACAUCAACUACCUCUCUAAAGUGCUGGUGCCGUCAUCACCACAUGAACCUUCUGUGCCACCUCUCAUGCUUAGCACACAAGUCCUUGACUGCAUUGCAUCUCAGAAGCAGCAAUUCAAGGGCAUAGGAAAACAAGUGGUCAAUGUUGUCAACAUGGCACUGCAAGAAUACACUCAACGGUCUGGUGAACAGCUGAAGCUUCAUUCUGUGUGUGGUGCUGGUCUGCUAAAGGAGGAGGGACUAGAGAACUGUUACCACAUCAAUUUCCUGGCAUACCACGAGGGCUCUGGUUCCGCAGUAGCCGCCCCUGUGCUCUUCUUCACUGAGGCAAUUAUUCCUUCUUGUGAUGAGACUGAUAUCCGCCUAUGUGUGCCAGUUGAUCCUGUCACAGACAUUGGCCGCUGCUUUGCUUGUGAGAGCAACAGGAAGAAGGUUGUUCACCCCUUUUAUGAUGAAUACCUUGGUGGCCGUGAAUUUCAAGAGGAUGAAGUCAACUAUGGCAAUGAUUUUCCAAUUCCCUUGGAUGCGGACUAUAUCUUUUUUGAUGCUGAUAGAGACAUGGCUUUUGCAAAUUACUUGUGGAGGGAGAGCACGGGUCAUUGA